UAGAAAUUCAGAAUUUUGAUCAUAUAAAUUUCAGAAAUUGUAUUUAAGAAGUUUUUGGCGGCUUUUGAUUUUUCCUUUUGAUUGGUUUUUGAUGUUUGUUAUAUUUGAUGAGUUUGGUGUCUUUGGGUUAGAGCAUAGAUAAAAGUGGGCAUUUGAUGGAUUGAGUCUAUUUUCAUCUGUGGGAAUUGAAGGUUUGAAAGAAAAUGGGGUUAAGUCCUGAUGCUAUAAAGAUGGGGAAGCUGUGUGUGGGCAAAUCAAAGGAAAGGAAGAAGAAAGAUGAUGAUGCAGAGGAGACUGGGUGUUGGAUUAAGAUCAGGUUCUUGGGGAGGUGCAUGUCUUCAGGGUCGAAAGUAGAUAGUUCUGUUAGUAGCUCUUGCACACAAUCUGCGGAAAGUAAAUCUACAAAUGAGACGAUUACAGACCAACCAGUUGCUCCAGUCGCGUCGUCUUCAACCACUAGCAAUGGAGAGAGUACUCCAUCCACUCCCAACGUAGGCGAGGAACUUAAAAUUUCUUCUCAGCUUCGGAAAUUCUCUUUCCCUGAGCUGAAGUCAGCAACGAGGAAUUUUAGACCCGAGAGUCUCCUUGGCCAAGGUGGCUUUGGUUGUGUUUUUAAGGGUUGGAUCAAUGAGAAUGGAAAUACGCCAGUGAAACCUGGCACAGGGCUCACUGUUGCCGUAAAGACCCUCAAUCAUGACGGACUUCAGGGUCACAAAGAGUGGCUUGCUGAAGUGAAUUUUCUCGGUGAGCUCCUCCAUCCUAAUUUGGUUAAAUUAAUCGGCUAUUGCAUAGAGGAUGAUCAAAGGCUACUUGUGUACGAGUUUAUGCCUCGGGGAAGCUUGGAGAAUCACUUGUUUAGAAGGUCCUUGCCUCUUCCUUGGUCAAUCAGAAUGAAAAUUGCACUUGGUGCUGCAAAGGGUCUUGCCUUUCUUCAUGAGGAAGCUGAAAGGCCAGUAAUAUAUCGGGAUUUUAAAACAUCUAAUAUCCUUUUGGAUGUGGACUACAAUGCGAAGCUUUCUGAUUUUGGACUUGCUAAAGAUGGUCCGGAGGGAGAUAAGACACAUGUAUCUACUCGAGUAAUGGGAACAUAUGGUUAUGCAGCACCAGAGUAUGUGAGGACAGGACAUUUAACUUCAAAGAGUGAUGUCUACAGUUUUGGGGUGGUUUUACUUGAAAUGUUGACUGGCCGAAGGUCCAUGGAUAAAAGCCGACCAAAUGGGGAGCAUAAUCUGGUGGAAUGGGCACGGCCAUAUCUGGUAGAGAGAAGGAGGUUUUAUCGGCUAAUAGAUCCCCGCCUUGAAGGUCGCUUUUCAAUCAAAGGUGCACAGAAGGCGGCUCAGCUGGCUGCCCUUUGUCUUAGCCGUGACCCAAAGGCCAGACCUCUUAUGAGUGAAGUUGUUGAUGCCCUGAAGCCUUUACCUGACCUCAAGGACAUGGCCUGCUCCUCAUCCUACUUCCAGGCCCUGCAGGCUGAUCGUUCUGGUAGUAACUCAAAUGCUAGAAAUAGCAGUAGAAUGCACACAGGAUUGCUCCCAAAGAAUGGACAACCAGCCCGGAGCCUCUCCAUUCCAAAUGGUCCAAAGGUCUCUCCAUAUCACCAUAACCAUCUUCACAGGUCACCGAUACCUAAUGUUAGACAAUCAGAACAUUGAGUCAUCCUAAGUUCUUUUCCUCGCUCACUUGUUCUCUUCCAAGAAAAUGAGUUGAUUCUGUAAAGCUGAAACAUGCCAGGGUGGGUCUUCAAGUUUUUGGUGGUGUGUUCUGUUGCAGAUGUGAGAAAGGUUGCACUGCUCUGUUGCUUAGUUUGCUGGUGAUAGAUAGUCCUGGAAAGAGUCUCUCUUGUGUGCCAUAUAGUUGUUUUAGACAUGAAAACUUGGCUGCUAAUGUUUCCCUUUUUUUUUAAUUAAACUUCUUUUUUAAAAAAUUGGAAUAUCCUUAACCGAUCUUGUAAGCGAUAUGAUUGCUUUAUUAAUCUGUUAAGAUUGAAG
Molecule: messenger RNA, 1988 nt
Organism: Ilex paraguariensis (yerba mate)
Lineage: Eukaryota; Viridiplantae; Streptophyta; Magnoliopsida; Aquifoliales; Aquifoliaceae
Source: the annotation of a GenBank genome assembly